UUCCACAUGAGAUGCACGCGCACCCAGUGGGAAUCUGAAAUGAAUUAUUAACCUUAAAUCUUCAGAAUGGCUUUCGAAAUACUGCCACCUUCACCUAAUUGGUAUUUGACUAGUGCUAGUUCUUGUAGUGAAGACGGAACUUUAGCUUUUGCUACAAAGUCGUCAGUUUUGCUUCUUGAUGUGACCGUUUCCCCGCCGACAUUUGCUGGAAGUUUGAGUGGGCACGCAGAGCGGGUAACGUCUGUCGCUUUCCGCCGAACUGUCGGCGUCAGCGAUGGAGAUGCACGUCUGUGUGCUAGUGCUGGAGAUGAUGGAAUUAUAAAAAUUUGGGACACGAAAAACAAAUCUGUUCUAAGCGAGAAAAAAUGUCAAGAGAAUAAAAUCACAGCACUGGAUUGGUCAAGGGCUAAUACUGACAUUGUAGUAGCAGGAGAUGAGAAAGGUUAUCUUAUCUAUUGGGACAUCAAAUCGUCAAAGAAAGAUGAUGCAAAGCUGCUGAGACCAGAGAAAGGUUGUAUUUACAGUCUCACAUGCAGCCCUCAUGAUAGCAAGAUUGUUGCACUUGGGUAUAGGGAUGGAAAGAUUCUUAUUGUUGAUGCACUUUCCAAGAAGAACCAAGUUCUUCAGCAUCUAAGAGGUCAUAAUGAUGAGAUUCAAUCCAUAGCAUGGGCUCCAUUCCUUGGAGAGGAUGCAUUCCUGAAGAAUAAAUCAGAUGAUGAAGACUCUGACAAACAUACAGAACCAGGAUGCCUCCUAAUAUCAGGGAGUAGAGACAAGACCAUUCGUGUAUGGAGCACCAGUCAGGGUAGACUUCUCAAGGUCAUGAACCUUCCCCCUCGAGGAGGAGGAGGUCAACGACCCAGAGAUCGAGGAGAUGAAGGUGGGAUGAAAUCAAGGGUUUGGGUGUCCUUAUAUUGGCCUCAAGAUAAGCCAUCCAAACUCGUAUCAAGCUCACAUGGUGGUGAUGUGAUUGUAUGGGACCUGAGUAAACCAAGUCAGCCUAAAUGGGAGAUACUUGGAGGACCGGGAGAUUGUACUCAUCAGCGAUCGGUCUUUAACGUCUCUGGUAGACAAGGUGACCUUGACAGGGUCAUUACUACAUCUAUGGACAGACAGGUGAUUUGCUGGAACCUGGUGACCCUUCAGUCCGAGUGGAGUCUUCCAACGUUUGGUGGAUUUGUCUAUUGUAUAGUACCUUCACCCCUAGACCCUGCUAGACUUGCUGUAGGUGUAGGGGAUAACAUGAUACGGGUCUGGAAUACUGGGGCUAGAGGCAAGGUCUUUGAUGUCAUCACAUUGUGGCAGGGGAUCAAGUCAAAGGUCACAGUGGUAUCCUGGCAUCCUACCAGGGAGAACUCUCUAGCCUAUGGUACAGAUGAUGGAAGAGUUGGUAUCUUCAACGUCUCUGUUCCCAACAAACCACCUCAACAGUUCUGGACUUAUCACAAGAAGACAAUCUACUCAUUAUGCUGGGGACCUCCAUGUCCCAAACCAAGUGGCAAUCAUUCUCAGUCCCACCAUAUUUACAGCUGUGGAGGUGAAGGGUUAGUUUAUCAACAUAACCCUACCAAACUAGAACAGGAAAGUGUCAACAUCAAUACCCUCAUCAAGCAGACAAACAAUUACAAGCAUCUCCUGCCUCAGAGGUCUGAUGUUACUUGGAGAUCAGAUGGAAAAGCUGUUGCCAUUGGAAAUGAGGAUGGGUCAAUUGAAGUAUUUGCUUCUCCAGACCUCCAUCACCUCUGCACCAUUCAUGUCCAGGGUAAAAUCAUUAACUGUCUCAAAUGGUAUCCUUACUAUGAAGAAACCAGCCAAUCAGAGUCUGGGAAAUUCAAAACUAACCAAUCGGAAUUGAAGGAAGCUUUACCUGACAAUCAUCAAGAAGCAACAGGGCAAACAGCAUCAGAGGAAACUCACAAAGAAUUUGAAGAUCUGGAUGAUUGUGAUCCAAGAACAGAUCCUGCUAUGAAUGGGACUGAGAAAUUGUCUAAGGAGACUGGUGAUAAUUUCUCCCAUGAAACUGGUGUAAUUUUAUCUGAGAAAACUUGUCAAUCUCAGGACUCUAGCGAGAGCUCAUCAGAAAAGACUGGUAUACCCCAGGAUUCUAUUCAGAGCUCAUCUGAGAAGACUGAUGUACCUCAGGAUUCCAGUGAGAGUUUGUCUGAGAAGACUGAUGUUGAUGGUCAGUCAGAGAGGAGGUAUUGGCUUGCAUCAGGGUCUAAUGAUUAUGAGGUGGAGAUUUAUGAUUUGUCAAGUGUUCUUGGUAAAGAAGGAAAGCCUUUGACUGUACCAAUAACGUCCAGCUAUCGCACACUGACCGGUCAUACAGGAAGGGUCACUAAUAUGACCUGGAGCCCACAUGGUGAUGGUCGACUUGUCUCUACGUCUUAUGACAACUCAGCUCAGGUUUGGGACGUCUUGAAAGGAGAACCGAUAGCAAACUUCCGAGGUCACAUGGGUCGUGUGUUCUCCUGCGCUUGGUCUUGUUUUGACCCAGAUCUCAUCAUGACGGGAGGGGAGGAUUUCUGUCUCAUGAAAUGGAACGUGUCAAAGGUCAAUCAUACCAAACCUCCAAAAAGCAGCAGGAAGCCUUUCAAAAGAGCUGGAAAGAAAGGAAAGAAACCACAACAAAACAAGAAUAACCAAGAAGGGAAUACUAAUAACGAUAUUGUCUUGGCAACAGGAUUAUCAGAAGCCACUGAUGAACAAAGCAAGGUUGAUGAACCAGUAUCAAACACAGAGCUGAAUGAUGGAACUCUACCAGCCAAUCAAACUGAAGGAGAUACCAUGUCAAGAGGAGGAGAAGUUGAGGAUGCUAGACAGUUACUGGAGAGGAAGAAACAAGAACUAUUAGCUCAGGUUGAGGAGAUUGAGGGAAGGAUUGGAAGAGAAAAGGAAGAACAAAGGGAAGAUGACCAAGCUACUUCUGUUUCUGAGCCAAAUGAACAAGAAUGCAUAGUUAGAGAGAGAAGUGAUGCUCUGUCAGCCAUCUUAGAUCGAUUAGCUCCCAAAGAAGAAGAAAUUGAAAGAGAUCAAGACAAAGGUACAUUCAAGGACAUGACUGUACCUGGAUCAAAGAAAGGGAGACACAAGAGAUUCAAAUCUUUGUUUCCAUCCAACGCUGGUCAGGAUAACAGAGGGAAAGCAUUCCUUCAACAAGAUUGUGUUCAAUUAGCCAAUCUCAAACAAGGGUCAAGCAGUAAUGAGAUUUCAGACCAACCUCCCCUCCAUAUUGGUUUGUUCGUUGACCGGAAGAUGGCAGUUAAGAUGCUUAAUGAUGAAGUAUGUCAGCAUGAUCAGAAUGGUAGUUAUGAUCAGAGAUAUCAGCUUCAUCUAUGGAAAGGUAACAUUCUUCAAACACUUAGGGAGGCUAUCAAUAAAGGACAGCUUACUGAUUGGCUGGUUGCUAUGGCUCCCCUAGCUGGACAUGAUGUAUGGCUACAGACCUGUGAUGCCUACGCUAAGCAGUUAGAAUCUCAAGAUCAGAUUCAUCGUGCUGUCUCCUUCUAUCUUAUCAGUCAUCAGGUCUACAAGGCGAUUGCUAUCCUUAAAAAGAACUCAAUGUUCAGGGAUGCAAUCACUCUAGCCCAAGUCAGGUUAUUGCCCUCUGACCCAGUUCUUCAUGACCUUUACUUGGCCUGGGCUAACCACCUUGAAAGUAGCAACAGCUAUGAACCGGCAGCUAGAUGCUACCUUGCCCUGAACCAGCCUAUAAAUGCUAUAAAGUUACUAGCCAGGAAGGGAGAUGUGACAGCUCUUGGAACAGCCCUGCAUGUUGCCAUCUUGUCUGGCUGUACAGAGGAAGGGCUAGUAGUAUCCAUAGCAACUAGAUUCCUUAACCUCAGUCUUUUGACUGGUCAAUGGAAGCAGGCUCUUGAUAUCUUCUCACUUGACAAGAAAUAUCAGGCGUAUGCAUCACUUGUUAUGAUCUAUGAGCUUCUGGUUUGCUGUUUGACUCAUGAAGGAUACCUUACAUUGGAUCAUGAUAUCAGCCAUACAGACAUCUAUACUGAGAGCAUUCCUGAUAUUCAAUGGAAAAAGCCUAGUGAUAAUAGUUGUAUGUGGUCAGUUCCCACAUUAGAUGGGGCUCCGUUGGUGAAAACAAUGCUUGCUAGAGCAGGAUUGUCAUGUGAUCAGUCACAUGAUCUACAGCGCCUGAGGGAUCAGACAUCAUAUGACUUGGCUCAUGAUAUCAACAAGGUAUUGAGAUGCGCUGCACAGAAGAUAUUGCACGUUCUUAGUUCAUCCGAUGAGGUGAUGAUGGGUCAUGUUGUAGAAGCCUUGGAGCUAUGUCAUACAUCAUGUCAUCCAGCGGUAGCAAUAGGUGUCCUGCAGCUUACCAUGUUUCAAGGUGAGGAGUCUGUGAUGAUGUCAAGUGACCAACAUGAUAUGAACCCAAAACUGCUUAACCUCAAAGCUCAAUUCAGAGUCACUCAACUAUAUCACUUGAAGACAAGAAUGAAAACUUCACGGUCAUAUGGACCAUCAGGAUUGGACAAAGGUAAAGAAUUACAGGAUGAUGGCGUUUUCAAGGGUUUGCCUGGAAAACAAGAUGGACAAGCAGGUGAUGAUGUCAUCAAGGAACAAGAAACCCAUGAUGAUAGCUUGAUGUUGAAUCCCAGAACUGAACGAUAUCUUUUCCAGAGUGGCGUCCUCAGGGAUUCAUCAUGGACAAUGUCUUCAUCGUGCCUUGUAGAAUCACAAGAUGACUGCCCCUCAAUGACAUCAGAAUCCUUUCAUGCUGCUAACCAGGGUCUGACACAAGAACAGUUGGUUGAUACAAUUCUUAGCAGGAUUAGUGGAAUACAAGUCCCAGCCUUGCUAUGUGAGAGUUCCAAAAUAGAACAGGAAAGGAGUAUGAAUGGUAUUGAUCAUGGAAGAAGUUGUCCUUAUGAUGUUACAGAAAGCCCAACACUUAUUGGUACCUUGCCAACCUUGACCACCAAACCAACCUCUGAAGCAGGUACUGCUACAGAGAGAACAUCUUGUAAAGUCCUGCCAUCUGAUAUCAGAAGUGAGAAAUUGGCCGGUAGCAAUAAACAAUGCUCUCAAACAGCUGAACAAAUAAACCAUGAAGCAAUUGAAGGAACAGCAAAGAAUGGACAGCAUUACUGGGCUGGUGGCCAACAGCCAUGCCUCCCUGACAAGGAUGCUCCCUUGAUAAGUUCCAUGAGAAGUAUCCUGAUAAAUGAACUACCUUCUGUCCUCAGUAUUCUAUAUUCAAAGCUCCUCCAGACUGAUUCAUGCAAAGAAACCAAGCAGUGAUACCAUGGAACAGAACGUAUCUGAAGGAGAGAGAAAGAUAAAUGGCAAGCGAGACAGAAUGCAAUGCAGAGGCUUAUAUAUUUUUUUUAGUUUAUGUGAAAAGGAAAUCCUUAUCCACUGAAAUCAUUUACAUUUAUAUCGAGAUCCAUCCACUCCACUGCCAAAGUGAAACAUUGACGAUUACGGGAGCCUAUCAACUGUUAAAAUCUUCUCAAAUAAAGUGUGCUAUUUGGGGAAAAAGCUGAGCAUGGGGAUGAUUGUGUCCUAAAUCUUACUGAUUUGUGAGCAGUCAGUAACUUUUCAGUUCUCUUUUCUUAUGCAUACCUUUACUCCAUGAAAUAAUAUAUUAGUUGGGUUAAGUUGGGUUUCACUUCAGUUUAUUGUUUCCAAGAUUUGAUUUGCCGCAAUAAGAGGUAGCACAAUGUUCCUUUAUACCUUAAGAAGAGUCAAAUGACUGCAGAAAGUAAUACAGGAGUCUUGUUUUUUUUAAGAGCGGAGUGCAAAACAAAAAAGGAUUGUUGCAUUUUAAGCUUUAUUGAUAUGAAUUAUUACUGUUAUUCCAAGAUGAGAUUUUAAUUUGAUUUUAACAAAAAAUUGUAAAAUCAUGUGCAGCCCAUAUUACAAAUUCAAAUUAUGAUACAUUAAGAGUGUCUCUCAUUAAUUUUGGAUAACUCUACAUUAUUUUCAUUGGAUGUACAGGAAGAUUUUAGUUAUAUAUCAAGUAUUUUACUAAUUUAUUUAAGUUUACAUACCAGUUAACCUGUUUGUAUGGAUAUCACAGACACCAUUCACAGUAUUUUGUUUUCAUAAGCAUGAUGAUCCAGUUGAGGUACCGAUAGAUUUUUUCAGCAUUGUUUUAAAAUAGAGCAUCAAAUGAAAAUACAGUCGCUUGAAAAUAAGAAUGGGGUUUAUUUGUCCAUUCGAAACUUUAAGAGGUUUGUAAUAUGAAAUUAUACACUAAUUUCCAGACUAAAUUAUGACAAGGCAUUCACCAUCUGAUGAACAGGAUUAUGAUCUUUAAAUAAUGCUCAGUACAUAUCUAAUAAAUAUUUACUCAGCAUUAUUUCAAGAUCACACAUUUUAAUUUAGGGGAUAAUUUCUAUUAACUUUGCAAUAUGCAGAAAGGUAGACUUAAAAAUCCACAUUUCAAUUUGGCACAAAAAUUCAGUUGAAAUACAAUAAAGUCUUCUCAAGUUAACUUUCCAUACUGUAGGUUAGAUAACCGCCUCCCAAAUGGAAGCAAUGAUUCAGACUAAAUUAUACAAAACAUGUAAUUAUGUCUUUUAACAUUUAUUAAAUUUUUCUAAAGGUUAAAGAUUUUUGUGGUCUCCUGAUUUAGCUUAGGCAGAGAUACCAGUAUGUUGUGUCUGUCAUAUUUAAAGAUAGAAAAGAAAAGGGCAACUCAUCUGUGUGAUUUCAAUAAAUCGAAAAGAUUUUUUUUCAGAAUUGUAUA
Molecule: messenger RNA, 6718 nt
Organism: Lytechinus variegatus (green sea urchin)
Lineage: Eukaryota; Metazoa; Echinodermata; Echinoidea; Temnopleuroida; Toxopneustidae
Gene: gemin5
Product: gem-associated protein 5-like
Exons: 26
Coding region: 67-5265 (1732 amino acids)
Molecular function (GO): protein binding
Source: RefSeq, a predicted model, not a curated record